This is a messenger RNA of Vicia villosa (hairy vetch), 3801 nucleotides long. RefSeq lists its product as uncharacterized. The transcript has 4 exons. The record is from RefSeq and is a predicted model, not a curated record. Bases 1 to 3801 code for a protein of 1266 amino acids. Lineage: Eukaryota; Viridiplantae; Streptophyta; Magnoliopsida; Fabales; Fabaceae. Gene Ontology annotation, biological process: proteolysis; DNA integration. Gene Ontology annotation, molecular function: nucleic acid binding; aspartic-type endopeptidase activity.
AUGGCUGAAACUCAAGAACAAUUAGAUGUGAGAUUUGCACAAAUUUCAGCAUCUAUUGCUCAGCAAGUAGGGGAACUUCAUACACGGUUGAAUUCUGAAAAAGAGGAUGAAAAUUCCAAAUUUGAAGCUCUCAUGGCUGCCAUUCAAAGGGCAGGACUACAAGGGGAUAAACAGCCUAGGGUGACUGCUGCUGCUGCUGCCCAGUCUGCCUCUACUUCAGGUACUGCACAAAAUUCCUCCACCAUUUCUUUUGGUUCUCCUCCAUUCACACAUACUCUCACACCAGCACACUCACCUCUUAGACCAUCACCCAGCCACCUGACUUCUACCCCCCAACCUGCCGUCGUGAUGACGUCAGCACCGCAACUGGUGAUGUCAGCACCCCAACUGGUGACGUCAGCACCCCCAAGCCCUUUUAACACAUAUCCCUCUUAUAUACACCCCCAGACUGUUUUCCUACCACCCCAGCCCAUUUCCCUUCCAUUCCCACAACCAGAAUUCUACCCACAACACCAUCACAUUCCUACUUUACCCCCACUCCGAUCCCCUAAACUCGAACUCUCCUUAUUUGAUGGAUCUAACCCGUUGGAAUGGCUUUUUCAAGCGGAUCAGUUUUUUAGCUUUUAUAAUAUGCCACCGGAGAAUCGUUUAUCUCUUGUUUCUUUUUAUAUGAAAGAGGAUGCUUUAAGUUGGUUUAAGUGGAUGCAUCAAAAUCGCUUGUUAACUACUUGGGGGUCUUUUACAAGAGAGUUAGAACUAAGAUUUGGCCCAUCUACUUUUGAGAACCAUCAAGCAGAAUUAUUCAAGUUAAAACAAAUAGGAUCUAUUAUGGAGGAUCAAACUAAGUUUGAGCAGCUUGGCAACAAGGUGAUUGGGCUGCCAGCUGAAGCAAUUUUAAAUUAUUUCAUAUCAGGAUUACAAUUGGAAAUUCAAAACGAAUUGGCCAUCCACAAGCCCACCUCUAUAUCCCAAGCCAUUGACCUUGCUAAAUUAAUAGAGUCUAAGCUUAAAGACUCAAAGCCCAAAUUUCCCAAACCUUUUUCCACAAAUUAUUCCAAACAACCCUUACCUCAUUCGACCCUCCCAAGUCCCAAAGCCCACCCUUCACCCACACAAAACAGCCAAUAUCCUCCAAAAACCCUCACAACACAGCAACCCAAAACACCAAUCCGUAAGUUAACUCAGGCCCAGUUACAAGAGAGACGAGCACAGAGACUUUGUUUUAAUUGUGAUGAAAAGUUCUUUACUGACCACAAAUGUUCUACGGGCAGAUUCUUUAUCCUAAUAGCUGAUGAUGACAUGGGUGAUGAUCAAGCAGAAAUUGAAGAGAACAGUAUUAAUAAUAAUGACACUGAUUUGAAUGACACUUACUUUCAACUCUCCCCCCAAGCGGUAACAGGCCAAUUUUCCCCACAUAUACUCAAAUUCAAAGGAUCAAUUGCAGGUCUCCCAGUUAUGGUUCUCGUAGACACAGGGAGUACACACAAUAUUAUGCAGCCUAGGAUUGCCCACCACUUAAAUCUCCAAACUACCCCUAUCAAUCAAUUUUCAGUUAUGGUGGGUAACGGUUCUCAUUUACAAUGCGAAGGAAUAUGUAACCAGGUGGAAAUCUCUCUCCAAAACAAACCAUUUACACUCCCAUUUUACUUGCUACCAAUAGAAGGGGCAGAUAUUGUGUUGGGCAUGGCUUGGCUAAGGACUCUUGGACCUAUUCAAGCAGAUUUUUCUAUUCCAUCCCUCACUUUCCAGCAUCAAAAUAGACCCAUCACUUUAACCGGCGAUCCUAGCUCUAAACCCAUGCACACAACUUUUCACCAAUUGCGCCAACUGAUACAUACAGAUUCUAUUGCCUCUUUUCACUUACUCCUUUUAGAACCAAUGGAUAAACCACUCAACACAACAGCCUCACCAACUCUUGACAAAUCUUCAGCCACUUUACCAAAACAAAUUACUAAACUUUUAACCAAUUUCCAAUCAAUCUUCCAACAACCUACCGGCCUACCCCCACCUAGACCACAAGACCACCAUAUUAACCUUUACCCAAACACUCCCCCCAUCAAUGUUAAACCUUACCGAUAUCCUCACUCAAAAAAAGAUGCCAUGGCUAGCCUAAUUCAACAAAUGCUUAAGGAUGAUGAGCUAGGCUCAGCUACAAUUUUCUCCAAGAUAGAUCUAUGUUCAGGUUACCAUCAGAUCAGGGUUGCAUCGAAAGACACAUAUAAAACAGCUUUUCGCACUUUUGACGGACACUAUGAAUUCCUAGUUAUGCCAUUUGGUUUAACUAAUGGACCUUCUACUUUCCAGUCGGUGGUGUUUGAACUUUUAAAGCAACAGUCUUUCUUUGUUAAGCUAUCUAAGUGUGUUUUUGCAGCUCCUCAGAUUGACUACUUAGGACAUAUAAUUUCAGCGAGUGGUGUUGCACCCGAUCCAGAAAAAGUAAAAGCAAUUUUAGAAUGGCCACAGCCACGUUCUCUCUCGACUCUCCGUGGAUUUUUAGGACUCACCGGUUUUUAUCGUAGGUUUGUUCAAAACUACGCCUCUCUCGCCGCUCCCCUCAUCGAUUUACUUCGUUCCACUAAAUUUUCAUGGAGUACAGAGGCUGACAGCGCUUUUACAAUGCUCAAAAAUAAAAUGACAAACAUGCCAGUGCUAGCGCUGCCAGAUUUUACAAAAACAUUCAACAUUGAUACAGACGCAUCAGGAAUCGCCAUAGGUGCUGUGUUGUCGCAAGACGGUCACCCAAUUGCUUUCUUCAGUAAGAAGUUGUGCCCUCGAAUGCAAGCAGCAUCAGUAUAUGUUCGCGAGAUGUUGGCCAUCACAGAAUCUGUAAAGAAAUGGCGUCAAUACUUAAUUGGUCAGAAAUUUCACAUAUAUACAGAUCAGAAGAGUUUACGAGAUUUACUGCUACAACGCAUUCAGACACCGGAACAACAACGUUGGACAGCUAAGCUACAAGGGUUUGAUUUUGAAAUUUCUUACAAACCUGGGAAAUCAAAUCUGGUUGCAGAUGCUUUGAGUCGAAAGUUUGAAAAAGAGGAGGCACUCUUGUUAGCUCUAUCAUCCCCUGUACCAGAUCUGUUCAGUACCCUGAAGAAAUUCUAUAAAACAGAUGGGAUCUGGAAUGAAUACCAUCAAACACCAGAAGGGGGUCACUCUGGUGUUAAGGCCACACUAGCUCGGUUGCGUGCUUCUUUUUGCUGGCCCGGUGUGUACCUCGCAGUGAAAAAUAUGGUUAAACACUGUACAAACUGUCAACAGAACAAGUACGAAACACAGAAAAAAGAAGGUUUGUUACAAUCUCUACCAAUUCCGGACAGAGUAUGGGAAUACAUUACAAUGGACUUUAUAACAAACUUACCAAACUCUAGGGGUCAUACUGUUGUGUGGGUUCUUUGCGAUCGCCUAAGUAAGUUUGUUCAUUUUCUCCCUCUUCCUACACAUUUCACAGCUCGCGAUCUGGCAGCGCGUUUCACUGUUGAGAUAUUUCGCCUCCAUGGAACCCCAAGAUCCAUUGUAUCUGACCGAGAUCCAUUAUUUCUGAGCAAAUUCUGGAAACAUUUCUUCAAACUCCAAGGCACACACCUGAAAUACAGCACUUCUUAUCAUCCCGAGACAGACGGACAAAUAAAAGUAGUAAAUCGGUCCUUAGAGACAUACCUGCGUUGUUUUGCUGGAGAUCACCCCCGAAAAUGGCAUCAGUUCUUGCAUCUAGCCGAAUAUUGGUACAAUACUUCUGAACACACCGCCAUUCACAUGUCACCCUUCAAAGCGUUGUAUGGACGAGAUCCCCAAAGCUCCUAG